AUGGGAAACCCUGAGAUCGAGAACAACUGCACGCUGUACAUCUGUACAGACAACUGCGAAACACCAUCGAUCAGCGAAAUCCAAAAAAAGCUAGAAAGCCAAAAUGUGGAAAAAAAAAUAGAAGGAAUGGAACACCUCAUAUUUAAUAUCAUACAAGGAGAGCCAUAUGGAAAUAUGCUCAUGUGUGUUAUUAGGUUUAUAGUACCUCAUAAGGAUCAUCGAUUAAAAAAAUUGAGUCAUAUUUUUUUUGAAGUUGUGGACAAAUGCAAGAGUGAUGGUAGCUUAAAGGAAGAAAUGCUUCUCGUGUGUAAUGCUUUGCGGAAUGACAUCAUUUCACCAAAUGAAUACGUCAGGGGGUCCACUCUGAGAUUACUAAGUAAGAUAAAAAAUCUUAAAAUAAUCGAGCCUUUAAUAGAAGCCAUUACGAAGAACCUGAACCAUCGACACAGCUAUGUUAGGAAGAACGCAAUUAGUUGUAUCCAUACGAUUAUAAAGGAGCAUGGAAGUGAUGUGAUCCCUAACUCGGUUAAAGAAGUGGAGAAGAUAUUGUUUUUAGAAAAUGAUAUAUCGACCAAACGUAGUGCACUUUCCAUGUUGAUUGAUGUCGACCCGAUGACUACACUGAAGUACAUCCUCUCGCUAAACGAUCAACUGUACGAUACUGCUGAUGUCAUUCUGCUUGAGGUCAUUCACCUGUUUAAGAAGCUGUAUAUUCCACACGUGUUUGAUAAUUCGUAUUUGUUAAUAAAUGACGAGGAUGAAGAGAAUGAGGAGGACAAGGGGGGACGCAGCAGAGUUGGCGCUAUCCCAGGUGUGGCUUCCAUCAUCGGGUCUCCUUCUCCCCAGGGAGGAGAUGAAGAAGAAGCGGGAGAAGAAGGAGAAAAAACAGAUGGGUAUCAGUCCGAUGGAGAAAUCGACCUCUUCGCAUAUCUACUCUCCGGAGAUGAGAUCCCCCUUCAACAGGGAGACGUACCCAUGGGGAAGAAAACCAAGCAUAUUACUGGAGUGGACCAGAAGAAUGGAAAUCACCUACUUAGUGGGAGUAACCCCAUGGGAAAGACAAACCACACGAAUGAAACGAAUGGAGGAAUGCUUAACGUGCUGAGUGAAGAAAUACAAUUUAGGAGGAACAAGCUAAACGAAAGCGAUUACAAUCAAUACAAAAACAACGUCAUUAAAAUUCUUCUUAACAUGAUGAGCAAAAAUGUCAGCAACAGUGUGUUGUAUGAGGGUGCUUGCUGUCUGCUUUAUAUGAGUACCUCUGAGGUUAGCAUAAAAACGGCUAGCGAGUGCUUCAUUAAGCUGCUAAUUAACCAACACGAUAAUAACAUCAAGCUGAUUGUAAUCGAUAGGUUGUAUUAUAUCAUGUGCAAAUGGAAGAAGGUGCUCGAAAACUACGUCAUGGAUUUACUCAGGGCAUUGAACUUCCCCUCGAGAGAUAUUAGAGUAAAAAUUUUAAACUUGGUUCUACACAUAUUGAGCAGUAGGAAUGUACACUUAGUGUUGGGCGUUCUGAAGAAGGAGCUUCUUAAACUGAACAGUACAGUGAUGUAUAGCAAGAGCGUUUUUUCUAGUGCAGCUGGAAACAGUAACGCGGUGGGAGGUUCCUCCAGUGUAGGCGCGAAUGGAGGAACUCCCUCCCCAAACGGAGUCCCCAACACGGUUAUGAGCAACACAGGAGAGACCAACUCCGUCGGUAAUAAUAACCUCUCAACUAAUUAUCAAGAAAUUAUUAGUUAUAAGAAAAUAUUACUCAAGUCGAUGCAACACAUAUGUAACAUGUUCUCGAAUGAGUGCCUAAGUAUGGUAGACUUGCUACUAACCUACGUGAAUGAUGAAGAGAAAGAAAUAAAUUACGAAGCGGCAGUAUGUAUUAGGAAGCUAGCUAAUAAUCCUUCUCUUCAGAGUACCAUUUUACAAAAAAUCGGGGAAGCUAUAUUUGAUGUGAAGAAGCCACACAUUCUGAGGAUUUUCUUUUGGGUCCUCGGACAAUACAUGCAAGGAGAAGAAGCUAUUUUGCAAUUCCUUGACAAGCUAUAUGAACAUCUACUUCCCCUCCUUGGUAGUAACAUCCAAUCGGAUAUUAUUAACAGAUUACAGAGUGAAAAAUUUAAAAACAAUAAAAUGGUGAUGAAUUUUAACUCGCCUUCUUCGUCUGCCUCUCCGGCUAUUCAAGCCAAAACGGUCAUAUUGGAAGAUGGGACAUAUGCCACUGAAGCAGUGUUGAAAAGUCAAAGUCAGCGUGCAUCCCCUGGGGAUGACACCCUUGGAGAGUUAAACUCCUUUGCUUACAAUUUGCUUUCGGACAAUGAUGAUUUGUUGCUGUCCGUUCUGUGUGUGUGUGUUACUAAGUUGCAUUUAAAAUUGGUGGCCAUGGUUGGGGGGGAGGCCUUCCGCUUUUUGGGCCCCCCCUUUGUUAAGCCUCGCGUGGGGGGCGGCGCAGAGGAAGAGGCCCCCACGAACGCCGCGAACGGCGCGAACGCCGCAAACGGUGCAAACGGUGCAAACGCCGCAAACAGCGCAAACAGCGCAAACGCCGCAAACAGCGCAAACAGAGCAAACGUGUUUAGGAACAAAGGCAUUUACAUCCUCGCCAGCAUGAUCAAGUACCUGACGCAGAAAAAUGCAAACAAGAGCUCCCUCGAUGUGCACUACAACGACAGCAACGUGGUGAGGGUUAGGCAGUGCCUCAAAAUACUUCUCAAUAUCACGUGUAACAUGAGCAGCAUGGAGGACUCCACGAAGAAGCUCAUAUUGACGUUCCUCAGUGGGAAUGAGUACUACCAAAGGUUCCUUCAAAAGGAGGAGGAAAAGUACAGCAGCGUUUAUAGCGGCGUUAAUAGCGGCGUUUUUAGCAGCGUUAAUAGCAGCGCUUACCGCCAGCUAGGAGCAGCCCCCACAGGCACAGGCGUUUCCCCCCUUGGGGAGAAGGCCAAAGAUGGAGGUAACCUCGGAGAAGAAUCUAUAGACACAUCCAAAGGAGGAGUGACCACCCUGCCUCUUCCAACACAACCCAAUGAGAACAAGCAGAGUGUAGAUGACGAAAUGUACUUCCGCAUCCUCAAGGAGAAAAAAAAUGUCUUAAAUAUUCUGGACGAAAGAUCCAUGCUGAUGGAGGAAAGAGCUGCUUUCAUGGACGAAAGAGCUGCGAUGAUGGAUGAGAAGUUGGAAAACCUGAAACUGAAGUACACCCUGAGUAAUGACAUCCUUUUUGAAGAAAACGAAUUUAAGUUCCCAUCAUUUAAGCACAACUACUCCUCCCUUUUCAUGGCCAAGCUAUACAACUCACAAAGGCUAACAGGCACAGAUGACGAUCUCUUUAUUGAAGCCGUCCCGAUAGUCUCCAACAUUAACUUAAUUGUCGAGUUUUAUGUAUACAACCAAUCGGGUGCCUACCUACAGAGUAUCUUCAUUAGCUUGUCGACUCAUGGGAACUUGAAGCCAAUCGAUAAAAUCCCUGAGUUUAAUUUGGGUCCAAAUGAGAAACGGAAAUUUAAGAUUACCGUGAAGGUGCACACGACUGAGGCAGGCAUCAUUUUUGGUUAUGUGUUUUAUGAACGCAAGAAUGAAAAUAGGAAGAAUUACAUCGUGCUCAGUGAGCUCAAUAUCAAUAUGACGGAUUACAUUAACGUGUCGUUCAUAUCGUCCCACCUCUUCCGCAUCAUGUGGUCCGAGUUCGAGUGGGAGAACAAGAUCAACAUUAACACGUCCAUCAGCGGUGGUUACGCUUAG
Molecule: messenger RNA, 3732 nt
Organism: Plasmodium cynomolgi strain B
Lineage: Eukaryota; Apicomplexa; Aconoidasida; Haemosporida; Plasmodiidae
Product: coatamer protein beta subunit
Exons: 2
Coding region: 1-3732 (1243 amino acids)
Biological process (GO): intra-Golgi vesicle-mediated transport; intracellular protein transport; endoplasmic reticulum to Golgi vesicle-mediated transport
Cellular component (GO): cytoplasm; COPI vesicle coat
Molecular function (GO): structural molecule activity
Source: RefSeq, a predicted model, not a curated record